AACCCACUUGGGGAGAAGAGAAACAUCCGCCCCCCCGCCCCGAAUCCCCUCGGUCCGGAGCCGCAGUCGGCUCCCCCCAGUCACAGGGGCCCCAGGGCACGUUGCCCGUAGCGCCGCCUGCCCUGCCCACCUCCCCCCGUGCACCCCCCUUCGUGGGCGAGCGGUGCCUGGCAGCGACUGCCCCCUUGGUGCAGCGGGUGCCCUUCAGCCAGCGGCUCACCCCAGCCGGGGUCCUGAUCCUGGGACGCUGCAGGCUCCUGUAAUGUCCUGUCCUGGGGCUUGAGGUGUCCCGCAGCUCCAGGGGCUUGGCAGGGCCUGCGGGUGCCCAGGUUCCCGUCACGGGGUGUGACCGUACCGCGUUGCUGGGGCGCUGCCAUCAGCCAGCCCUGACCCACGCUGGGACCCCGCGUGGAGCCGCCUGUCAGUGUGGGGGCGACUCUCCCAACAGCCGCAAAGGCAGCAGAGUUGCAGGUGGUGGCGCUGCUGCGCGUGUGCGCUCUGUGCCACCGGGGACGGCAUUGCCAACUCUGGGCGUGCGUGUUCCCUGCGCUCCUGCCCCUCGGCAGUACAGCGGGCGACAGCCCAGCAGCUAAUCACUCCGGGGCUAAAUUCAUUCUCUCUUCUGUAGCGCACACAAGCAUGCCAGGCGCUGCACAGAAAACGGGCAACCGGUUCCUGGGCUGAAGAGCGGCCCAGCUGAGGCGCUGAGCCAGGACUGGGGUCAGCAUUGCAGACCCUUGUGGGGAAAGAGCAAUUAACUGAUCCCCGUUAGAAUAAGAAGCUCACACUCCACUGAGUGUCAGAGUCCAGCUCUUGCUUAUCUGGGUGGAAAAUCACUGUCGGCUUUGUACAGUGUGAGGGAAGGAAUGUGUGUUCAGCCGGAGCAGCGCUGCUGAAACUUUCCAACACUCCCCCUCUUGGCUGAGCUCGGGCGUGGAGACCCCAAGGAAAUCACGUGGCGCCAUGGUGGACUAUCGGAUCCGCGAGUACAGAGACGAGGACUACGAGGCGGUGCGCGAGAUGUUUGCCACUGGGAUGAGCGAGUAUGUCCCCGCCCUGUGUGUGCACGUGCUAAAGCAGCCCUGGGUGAUCCUGGUACUGGCCUGCACCUUCUGUGUCCUGCUCACCAGCUCCAAGUCCCUCCUGCUGCCCAUCCUGGCCAUCACACUGCUGCUGGCUAUGGGGCGGCAGCUGCUCGGCUACUUCUGGACCAUGUACAUCGAGCACUGCUUAAAGGAGGACCUGCUGGACAUCAGGACGACCUACAUGGGCAGCAAGGGCUCCUGCUUCUGGGUGGCAGAAGCGGAUGAGUGUGUGGUGGGCACCGUGGCUGCCAGGCCGUCUGACCAUCAGAAGGGGGAGCUGAUGCUGAAGCGGAUGUCGGUGCGGAAGGACUACCGGGGGCUGGGCAUCGCCAAGGCACUGUGCCAGGCGGUGAUCUGCUUCGCCCAGCAGCAGGGCUGCAGCGCCGUGGUGCUGAACACCCUGAUGGUGCAGGACGAGGCCCGCCUGAUGUACGAGCGCGUGGGCUUUGAGAAGUACCGUGACGACGUGCUGCCAACCGUCUACGGGAGACUGGCCAACGUCACCAUCUCCAAGUACAGGUACGGCGUCCCCCAGAGGAGCUGACGUGGUAGCAGACUCCUCCUCUUCCCUUGCCCCGGAGCAUACAGGGCGCAGAGGGUGAGAUGCAGCUGGCUGGUCACCUUGCGAAGCGCUGGCCUGAACGAAGUGGUGUCUCGCUCUUACUGUCCUAUGCUACCGAUGUCUGAUUGCUCUGUGCAGUGGGGAAGAGCCAACCGGAUCCGCUUUGGGCCUGUUGCCUGGCCGCCUUCUUGAGGCUCAGACUGUGUGUUUUCCAGGGAGCUGGCCUGACGGACCCCACUGACAUUGUCCCGCUGCCCCCAACCUUGUCUGCGUCAAGGGCUGGGAGCUGGGUGGCUGGAGCUGGGCCAGGUGCAUUUGAGGCCUUUUCAGUAUAUUGCCUUGAUGCAGCAGCUCAGACGGUUCCUCAGGUUGAGCGUGGUGGGCUCUGUGUAGUUCUGCGUGCACAGGAAACUCGGUGGGGAGGUUUCCAUGCCCAUCACAGGGAUGGGAUGAGACUGCGGGGUGGGUCGUGGUGAGAUGCUGGUAAAUCAGUGGUUCAAACCCAGGUCACAUGCGUGAAUUCAAUGUCAUUCCCACGUGCGUUGCAUUCUUUCAGUGGCCUUUGAAGAGAGUGAGUGGUCUCAGGGUGGCGGUGGGAUAUCUGGCCCCAUUACACCUGGAUCUAACUGGAUGGGGUGUCGUUGUCAGCGUCAGAAGCGCUAGACUGAGUGGACCGUGGGGACUGAAGUCCCCUCCUGUUUGGAGGAACCUCUUUGUAAGCAAAACCUGUCUCCAUCCCUGUCCAUCCAGCCCUUCUUCCCAGCAUCUAGAAAUCUGAACAGGCACUUGUGUCGUUCUCCCCAGCAGGCUGCCUGCGGGCUGGUGUCCCUCCGUCCGUCACUCAGCUGAGCAUGCUGCUCUGGGAGCCCCAGCUCUGGGCCAGUGCUGCAUUGCGGUGCUGUUGGUGUUGUGGAACUUUGGUGAAUAAAGAAAUUGCUAGAUCGC
Chelonia mydas (Green sea turtle) is the source of this 2592-nucleotide messenger RNA. RefSeq names its product probable N-acetyltransferase camello. The record is from RefSeq and is a predicted model, not a curated record. Bases 964 to 1629 code for a protein of 221 amino acids. NCBI's taxonomy places the organism in Eukaryota, Metazoa, Chordata, Testudines, Cheloniidae. The transcript has 4 exons. Gene Ontology annotation, molecular function: N-acetyltransferase activity.